GGGCACACCCUGAGCGGGGAGAGGAGGCCGGCGCGGACCCCCCGGCGCCCCCCAACGCCGCCCUCCCCCGCGGCCUUCCCUCCCUUUCUUCUUCCCGCCACUCGCCGGGGGUCGCCGCCCCGGUGUCCCGGCUCCGCGGAACUGGCGGCGGGGCGGGCGGGCGCGCGGCGUUGUUCGCCUUCGCCGAAGUGUGGCCCCGCCGCCGCCCCGUAGCCCGCGCGUCCGCGUCCCUUUCGGUCUCCAGGCAACCGUCGCCGGGUCCUCGCGGCGGGAGAACCCAACCGACCCUGGCGGCGGGACGCACCGCGGACCCCAGAAAGGGCGGACGAGCCGGGCGCCGGCGUCAUGGACCUGGUCAUCACGCAGGAGCUGGCCCGCGCCGAGAGCCAGCAAGAUGCUGCGUCCUUGAAGAAGGCCUAUGAGUUGAUCAAAUCGGCCAACCUAGGGAAAUCGGAGUUUGACCCCUCAGAGAGCUUCAGCCCAGACCUGUUUGUUCUGUGUGCAGAGCAGGCCCUCAAGAUGGGGCAGCCAGAGGUGAGCGAGGACUGCAUCCAAAUGUACUUCAAGGUGAAGGCGCCCAUCACCCAGUUUCUGGGCCGAGCGCACCUGUGCAGGGCCCAGAUGUGUGCCCCAAAGUCGGCAGAAAACCUGGAGGAGUUUGAAAAUUGCGUAACUCAGUACAUGAAGGCCAUAAACUUUGCCAAAGGAGAACCGAGGUAUUACUUUUUGGUGUACAAUGCAUCAGUCCUCUACUGGCAGAUGGUGAGGCCGUUCCUCGAGCCUGGAUAUCGCCACCAUCUGAUCCCCAGCCUUUCCCAAAUUGUAAACGUGCUGAGUCAGACCGAGGAGGAAGACAAGGAGUGGCACGCCGAGCUGAUGCUGGAACUUCUGGAGUGUUAUCUGCAAGCCGGAAGAAAGGAGGAGGCUGCCAGGUUCUGCUCCACUGCAGCUCCGUUCAUCAAGUCUCACGUGCCGCAGAAAUACCGGCAGAUGUUCUCCGUUAUGGUUCGUCAUGAAUUAAUGGACAAACUUCAGUUAAAGGAAGAAAAGAAAAAUUCCAUUAGCCUGUCAGUCACUUUCUAUAUUAAUAUGCUAAAAGCAAAAGCAGACCAAAAUGAUUUACCAGGCGACGUCAGUGUCAUUCUGAGGAAGGCCUAUAGACACUUAAGUCGUUACAACCACCAGCGCUUUCCUUCCAUCAGAGAAGAAAAAAUGCUUUUGCUUUUUGAACUGGCACGUUUUUCCUUGACCUUGAAAUGCAUGGAGAUCUCCUCUGACUGCCUCUCAGACCUCAAGAAGAUGGAAAGCAAAGUAAGUGGCUUUACGACACUGUUGCCUGGGGUUGGGAGGCUGCUCACCGUGCAUUUGGACAAAAGGCAAAGAAGGGAAAAGCAGUUCACAAGGCCGUGGCCCCCAGGGCUUCGGUCGGUGGUUGGCACGUUGCCGUCUUUCCUACCUGUGUUUUGCACAACUGCGGUUAGAUGGUGUUUGCAAUUUUACACCUGCCCAUUUCUCUUUACCUUUAUUGUGGCCACGAGGCCACAGCACCACAGUUGUUUCUAGAGUCCACUUUACAGACGGUGUAAAAUGUCAUGAUGCUAAUGAUCCGGAACAUUCUCCAGCAGUCUCAUUAUUGGACGUGUAAGUCACACCGGCCAUGCCUCAUUACCCACAGUUCACUUUCUGCAGUUUGCUACCUGCAGGCACCUACAGUGUGAAAGUAUUAAGGUUUUUUGAGGGAGAGGCCACAGCCACAUCACUUUUAUUACAGCAUAGUGUUAUGGUUGUAUUUUAUUAUUAGUUAUUGUUAUAAAUAUCAUACUGUGCCU
Macaca mulatta (Rhesus monkey) is the source of this 1829-nucleotide messenger RNA. It is a transcript of the gene CFAP46, whose product is annotated as cilia and flagella associated protein 46. Lineage: Eukaryota; Metazoa; Chordata; Mammalia; Primates; Cercopithecidae. Gene Ontology annotation, biological process: cilium movement involved in cell motility; axoneme assembly. The record is from RefSeq and is marked validated.